AUGGCGCCGCCGCCCUCAGCGCUCUGCCUGUUCGACGUGGACGGCACCCUCACGGCCCCGCGCCAGAAAAUCUCGGCGGAGAUGGCGGCGUUCCUGCAGCGGCUGCGGCAGAAGGUGAAGGUGGGAGUGGUGGGCGGCUCGGACCUGGCCAAGAUCCGCGAGCAGCUGGGCGAGGACGUGAUUGAAAAAUAUGACUAUGUAUUCCCAGAAAAUGGCCUGGUUUCAUACAAAGAUGGGAAGUUCUUGAGCAAGCAGAGCAUUCAGGGCCACUUGGGUGAGGACAUCCUUCAAGAUGUCAUCAACUACUGCCUGAGUUACAUUGCAAAGAUUAAACUUCCAAGGAAGAGAGGCACUUUCAUUGAGUUCCGAAGCGGGAUGUUAAAUGUGUCCCCCAUUGGAAGAAGCUGCAGCCAGGAAGAACGACUUGAGUUCUAUGAACUUGAUAAAAAGGAGCAUAUAAGAGAGAAAUUUGUAGCUGAUCUACAAAGAGAAUUUGCAGGCAAAGGCCUCACAUUUUCAAUAGGAGGGCAGAUAAGCAUCGAUGUGUUCCCAGAUGGCUGGGAUAAAAGGUACUGCUUAGGAAUUGUUGCCAAGGAUGGAUACAAGACUAUUUAUUUCUUUGGAGACAAGACCAUGCCAGGAGGGAAUGACUAUGAAAUUUUUACGGACUCCAGAACAGAAGGCCACAGUGUCACAUCCCCACAAGAUACAAGAAGAAUCUGUGAAGAGCUGUUUUUUAAGUAAAAGACUUUCAGAAUUCACACUUCCACGACUGUUAAAACAGCAAAAUAACUUGAAACAUCAUUUUCAUUCUGUAUUGUUUUUUUGUAAUUGGUCAUGAACAGCAGGUGCUUUGCAGGUCAGUCAUUACUGAAGGGAAAUGUUUUAAUUGAAGACCCUUUGCUGACUGGGGGAGCACA
Molecule: messenger RNA, 920 nt
Organism: Cinclus cinclus
Lineage: Eukaryota; Metazoa; Chordata; Aves; Passeriformes; Cinclidae
Gene: PMM2
Product: phosphomannomutase 2
Exons: 8
Coding region: 1-744 (247 amino acids)
Biological process (GO): protein N-linked glycosylation; mannose metabolic process; GDP-mannose biosynthetic process
Cellular component (GO): cytosol
Molecular function (GO): phosphomannomutase activity
Source: RefSeq, a predicted model, not a curated record